Molecule: messenger RNA, 2445 nt
Organism: Aspergillus thermomutatus
Lineage: Eukaryota; Fungi; Ascomycota; Eurotiomycetes; Eurotiales; Aspergillaceae
Exons: 11
Coding region: 1-2445 (814 amino acids)
Molecular function (GO): zinc ion binding
Source: RefSeq, a predicted model, not a curated record
AUGGACUCCACCAGCGGUCUUGGAGCGCCUGAUGGCUUGAACAGGCCUGGGUUUUCUACCAAUGGUCAACCACUGGCCACUGGUGCUGAGUUGGCGGCUGCUCAGCCUCAAGGUUCUACAGUGUCCAGCCGGUCAGAUGCUACCAAUCGGUCAACCCCAAAGCGGAGGGCUAAAUGCCGCUUCUUCACUUCCCAAAAGGGAUGUCGCGCCGGUGAUGCUUGUCCGUAUGUCCAUGAUUUAGCCGAUUCUCAACGGAAGAGUGCACAGCCUGGGGCGCAAGUGCAGGCCGGCUCAGCCAAUGGGGUUGGAAAUUCCCAGGGUCCUUUACAAGGUGUAGCUACCGAUGUUAGAAGUCUUUCCAUCAAUGACACAAAGGACACCAAGGUUGUUCCUCAAGCAGGAGCCAAGUCAACCUCCCACGCAGGCCAAAGGCCAGUUUCGGCCUUAGAAAGCUCGAACCCUCGGGAAUUUCAGAUCAAUCAGAUGAGACGAAGGUUUCAUCCAAAGGAAACCACGAAUGGAUCAGGAACAUCCUUAACGAUUGAAAUGACCCCUUCUGACCCCGAUUUUCCAUUUGAAUUGGAUAAGCUGCAAUGCAUUCUGCAUGUGCCGCUGUCCUAUCCCGGACAAGGAAGACCCACUUUAAAAGUCAUUAAUUCGGAUAUGGAACGAGCUUUCCAAGCCAAUGUUGAGCGAGGAUUCGAUGAUAUUGUCGACAGUACGCUGAGGACCGGUGGCCGAGGAACUCUGUUGAAUUGGAUGAACAGUCUCGACCGGCAUCUGGAGCGGUUGCUUACAACCACUGAAAGAGGGCCCACGCUCAAAUUUAUUCCCAAUGUUGGCAGCAAGGAAGUACAGGAGCGGCGAGCGCCAGAGCAGGUACAUGUAUCGCACACUGAUACAACUGCAACAGAACGAAAACCGGUUCCAAAGCCAAUGGCGUCCGUCACGAAUGCGUCCAAAAUUCACACCGCAGAACAAAAAGCCCAGGCGGAACGAAGAAGGGCAGUCGAAACAAAACAAAUCGAGGCUCGCCUCGGUAGAAUGCCCCUAUUUCAGAAGUCUCGAGAUGAAUUGUCCUUCGUUAUUCCUGUCCAGCCCCCCAAAGUGGAACGCCUACCUAUUUCACUUCGACCAAUCAAGACGGUGAAGUUGCUGGUGCCUCGUCUGUACCCUCUCGAACCCAGUUCAAUUGAGCUUCAGGGUGUAAGAUCUCCCGAAGCCCAGUCUGUCGAAGUUGGCUUUUCGCAGUGGGUGAAAGAAAACGCUCAGCUUAACCUGAUGUCCCAAAUCAACUACUUGACAAGCAAUAUGCACACUCUUGCGACGACCGCCUUGGAAUCUGUAUCGGAACUGAAGCAAGAACCGGCCACGCACUCCGUGGAUCUGCCGGAGGAAUCCGCACCGUCUGGCUCAAAUAAUCCGAUGUUUGAAGUAGAGGACAAACCCCACAUUCGCCUCAUUCCACGUCCUCCAGAAUGGAGUGCAGGAGAUAGUGAUGAGGGCAGCGAGGUCUCAGAAUUCUUGACAUCAGAAGACGACUCCACAGAAGAGGAUGGGGACGAGGAGGACGGCGGCGCUCCUGUUCCUGACAUGCCCGCGCAGACGACCGAACGUGGUGUGGCCCUUUCCUUCCCAUACCUGGAGCUGUAUGGCAUUGAGCUCCUGGAGCUCGUUGGUCUCUACAUUACAAUCAAGUGCGAUCGAUGCAAAGAGCACAUGGACGUGAAAAAUAUUCCGCAGACCAAGGAUAAAAGCGAUGUAUUGACUCCGAAAGUCGAGACGUGCAAGAAGUGUACAAACACAAUGAGUCUUGGUUUUCGAAGACAGUUGAUGCAUGCGAACUCUACCCGCGCGGGAUAUCUGGAUUUGGACGGCUGUACCGUUGUCGACCUUCUUCCCAGUAGCUUUAUCCCGACCUGCGCAGAAUGCUCGACCACAUUUCCCGGACCUGGCGUCGUUGCAGUUCGCGGCGAGAGUGCAUCGGCUUCCUGCCGUCAGUGCCAUCGUAAAAUGGUCUUCAAAAUCCCCGAGGUCAAAUUCUUGAUCGUAGGAUCUGCUGCAUUCACCUCUCGUGAUCGUGUUCCACAGCGGAAGAAGCCAAAAGAGACUCUUGGCAUUGUCGCUGGUCAGGAGCUACCUCGUCGAGGCCGGUGUAUGCACUACGGUAAAAGCUAUCGAUGGUUCAGGUGCCAUGACGCAGCUACAGAUCAUCCGAACGAACAUGCAAACCGCAUGAUAUGUGGUUUCUGCUCAAGAGAACAAGUCUACCGGCCCGAGAACUGCGGUAUAUGCCGUGCAGUCCUCGUUGGAAAGGCAGGAAGUGGGUUCUGGGAAGGAGGAAAGGGUACAAGGAACAAGGUUCUGAUGAGUCGAAAGGAUCCACGAAAGUAUAAACGCCUGGGAGGGACAAAACCAGGUGCUUCGAGUUCCUCGAAGAAGUGA